This is a messenger RNA of Penicillium psychrosexuale, 783 nucleotides long. RefSeq names its product A4/G1 family peptidase. Gene Ontology annotation, biological process: proteolysis. Bases 1 to 783 code for a protein of 260 amino acids. Lineage: Eukaryota; Fungi; Ascomycota; Eurotiomycetes; Eurotiales; Aspergillaceae. The transcript is spliced from 2 exons. Gene Ontology annotation, molecular function: glutamic-type endopeptidase activity. The record is from RefSeq and is a predicted model, not a curated record.
AUGGAGCUUUCUGUCGUCAUGUUUGCUGCUAUUCUACUGGCCACAUCUAUCAUCGCAUCUCCUCUCUCCUCUCGGCUACAGACGGACGGUGAGAUACAGCGAUCUUCCCAAGUUCUGCGCCGCACGAUCCGGCCUCAUAAACCAGGUACCUUAGAAGUGCUCGAUCUGAACCAAACGUCCCACGAGACUUACAGCUCAAACUGGGGUGGCGCUAUUCUCAUUGGUACCAGAUACACUGCGGUAUCCGGAGAGAUCACAGUUCCUGCCCCCAACUUCCAAAUGGUGCUAAUCCUUAUACAAACUACUGCGCCUCUAACAGCCAUUCUACAAGCUGGAAUCUAUUUCUGUAUCCAAGGAGGCCUCUAUUCAUAUAGCGCGUGGUACGAAUGGUAUCCAGACUACGCCCAUGACUUUAGCAACAUCCAAAUUUCGGCUGGAAAUGUGAUCAUAAUGACUGUCGAUGCAACUUCGAAGAGUUCCGGCUUUGCGACUAUCGAGAAUCUAUCCACAGGCGUAUCUGUGACGCAUAUAUUCCCCAAUGGUCUUGGCGGUGACCUCUGCGAGUUCAACGCCGAAUGGAUUGUGAAGGACUUUUCUGUAAACAACGCAUUGGCUCCAAUCGCCAACUUUGGCACUGUAGUAUUCUCUAAUGCAGUUGCUUCGCGCGGUGGGAUAAGUUACGGACCAUCGGGUGCUACCAUCAUGGACAUCUAUCAGGAUCGAAUCCUCACAUCUACUUCUGUCACCGACAACACUGUCAAUAUCAGUUAUAUCAAGUUCUGA